UCGACACUCGACACCGCGACAAUCACCACGACAGCGCCGGACGACAGCCAUGGCCCCUAAGUCGGAAAACAAGCAAGGCAAGACUAAGCCCAGCGACAGGGCUGGUGCUGCUGCCAAGGCAGUCUUGAAGGGUGCAGGUGCGCAUAAGGCUCGCAAGGUCCGCACUUCGACGACCUUCCACCGCCCCAAGACCCUCCAGCUCUCCCGGUCGCCCAAGUACCCUCGCAAGUCGAUUCCCCAUGGGCCUCGUCUCGACUCCCACAAGGUCAUUCUGUACCCUCUGAACACGGAGAGCGCCAUGAAGAAGAUCGAGGAGAACAACACCCUGGUCUUCAUCGUUGACGUUAAGGCGAACAAGCGCCAGAUCAAGCUCGCUCUCAAGAAGCUGUACGACGUUGAUACUGUCAAGGUCAACACUCUUGUUAGACCCGAUGGCUUGAAGAAGGCCUUUGCCCGCCUAACUCCCGAUGUCGAUGCUCUGGACAUUGCCGCUACCAAGCUUGCUAUCGUCUAGAUAAACUUUUUUCUGGGUCUGGGUGAACAUUUCUAUUUUGCGCGGUGGUCCAUGAAUACCGGUCAUACAAUAAACUGCCAGUGCUUCAACGAAGACUGAAUGAUCUUUCCAAAAAAAAGAAAAAGGAAUUACUCGAAUGGAUGAUUGUUAUCACGAACAAGACUUGUUCUAGGCUUCGUAGUUGUCGACCUUAGUCUCCGGACUCUAUACUCUUGAUCCUAGAACUGGCAUUGAGCUCCGUGGUUGAGCCGCUUGGAGCAGGUCCUAUUGUCGAAAUCAGGCAUCUGUAUUUAAUUUCAAUGGUUUCUCGGGCGCUUUUAAACAGUGAUACGUGCCUACAGAUAGUAGUGACUAGACCAUAUAUUUUCUAU
Aspergillus heteromorphus CBS 117.55 is the source of this 885-nucleotide messenger RNA. RefSeq names its product 60S ribosomal protein uL23. Lineage: Eukaryota; Fungi; Ascomycota; Eurotiomycetes; Eurotiales; Aspergillaceae. The transcript is spliced from 4 exons. Gene Ontology annotation, cellular component: ribosome; cytosolic large ribosomal subunit. Gene Ontology annotation, biological process: translation; ribosomal large subunit assembly. Bases 50 to 514 code for a protein of 154 amino acids. Gene Ontology annotation, molecular function: structural constituent of ribosome. The record is from RefSeq and is a predicted model, not a curated record.